Messenger RNA from Penicillium cinerascens, 900 nucleotides. RefSeq lists its product as uncharacterized. The coding region runs from base 1 to 900 and encodes 299 amino acids. NCBI's taxonomy places the organism in Eukaryota, Fungi, Ascomycota, Eurotiomycetes, Eurotiales, Aspergillaceae. The record is from RefSeq and is a predicted model, not a curated record. The transcript has 2 exons.
AUGCCCCUCAAGCCCCUUGUUUCCCGUCGAAUCCGAGCACAUGGUUCUGCACCGAUAAACACGCUUCCUUCAAGUACUCAUUCACUCCGACCUGAUCACGCCUUGGAUUUAAGAUUCGUUCCAUCCGCAAUCCUUCAAGACUGGGAGAGCCACCUUGCCAACCGUAAGAAACCCGUUCAGGACGGUGAACCGUCCGAACCUGCUACCGCGCCACUGCACGACUUUGAUCUAACAGAUGGAGACGGCGUGCUGCAACCUGCAUUAACCAAUGCAGACAUUCCUGACGAUACACAAGCUCGACCAACGCUCCUUGAAAAUCCAACACCGGCUUCUCUGUUGGCGCUGGUUGCCAGACACAUCCACCUGAAUACGAAGCAAUCCCUUGUCGUGCGAAGGUUAUUGUCUGAAAUUAUGACGUGGCCUGAUCAGUCAUUUGAUCCAUCAAGGCGCAAGCAACUCCUCUGCAUAGCGGGCGAAGGUGGCACUGGUAAGACCCAGAUACCUAGAGCUAUUGAGGCCGCUCUAGAACUUCUUGGUCGAAAACACGAGGUCAUCCUCACUGCCCCCACAGGCGCUGCAGCAGACAUUUUAGGAGGCAACACCUAUCAUACUUCCCUUGGCAUCAAUCUUUCCCAUAAAGCAGCCAUCAGCACUCGCGCAAAAAAGACUAUCUUGGUUAUUGACGAAAUGAGCAUGGUCGAUUUGAGAAUGCUAAGCGUGAUCAACAACCAAUGCAAACUCGCUCGCUCACUGCCAAGAUCCUCUCCCGACCUCUUUGGCAGCUUUCAUAUCGUGAUUCUUAUAGGCGAUUUUUUCCAGUUCCCUCCUGUUCGCGGCCCACCACUUUGGAAGAAACCAAGAUAUAGAGUUGACGACGAUGCCGCCGGUAGACUUAUCUAG